Neohortaea acidophila is the source of this 2789-nucleotide messenger RNA. RefSeq lists its product as uncharacterized. The transcript has a single exon. Lineage: Eukaryota; Fungi; Ascomycota; Dothideomycetes; Mycosphaerellales; Teratosphaeriaceae. The coding region runs from base 317 to 2650 and encodes 777 amino acids. The record is from RefSeq and is a predicted model, not a curated record.
CAUCUACCGCGGCGCCUAUCCCCCAUUCAUUGCAGCACGUAGGCCACUCGUGAACGAGGGUGGCCGCGCGAUGGUAAGCAUCCGUUUCGUCAUUGUCUGAAAUAUCGCCCACCCGCCUCCAAGCGCUGUUUAUAUUCACCGCAGCACCGCAACUCGCUUUCAAUUCUUCCCAUUUCCGUUCUUUCUCCCUUUUUAAAACUUUCUUUCUGAUUUCCUCGCUUCUUCGUGCUACUGGACGGUGGCUAUGUACUUCUUCUACGUCUUGAGCCUCGUUGCGUAGUGCAGUCUAACGCCACAUGCCAACCCCUACGAGACCAUGCCGCUGGACCGGCCGUCUAGUUUAACAAGGAACGAGCACACACCAACGCCAGUAGUCGCCAGAGCCCUCUCCUCCACGCUCCUGCCGCCGCAGCUGCGCGAAGCUGUACCAAACUGCGCCAAGCAGUGCCUCUCAACAUACAUUGCUGAAGAGUACAAAUGUUCCGGGAAUGGCUUCUCAUGUUUAUGCCAGACUUACAGCUCGGCUGGCUUCACGCUUGGUGAACUCGCAUACCUGUGUCUGCACGAGGACUGCUCAAACGCGACUCCGAGCCAGUCCACCGCUCUCUACGAUGUCUGCGCUGCUCAAACCAGUGCAGUACUGCCCACGCUCUCGGUCCUCGUUGCACCAACGACGACAAGGCUGGAAACUUCAUCGGCAACAGAAACUCAGAGAAGCCUCUCGACCAUCUCUUCCGCCACCGUACCCUCAUCUUCACGCAUCAAAACUUUCCGGGCAAGUCAGACCUUCCACCCAGCUUCCACGCGGGCCACGUCUUCGACUGUUGCCAGUGCGGCUGCUGCCGCUGCUACGUCACGCACAGCAAGCCCGCAUGGACUGAACAACUCUCAAACCGUGGGAAUCGUAGUUGCCGCAUUAGGCGGCGCCGUGCUACUGAUUGCUGCCGUUGUGCUCUGGAUCUUCUUGCGGCGGCGGAAGAAGCGGCAGGACGACAGAAACGAGACCGAGAAAAACUCUUACGACUUCAUCGACAAGCGUCCGUCAGUCUCUCCACCGGCGAGACCCAUCUACGAUCUGCUUGCCCGCGAGCCCACUUUACCACAACCUCUGGGCGUCCCAAUGAAUCAUGGGGAUGCAAACCAGACUUGGCAGCUACCUUCCGCGGAACACCCCUUACAAGUCGACGAACAGCCUACCAAUUUGCCAAGGAGUGAACAAGGGCAGCCAGACCCUCGGGCGUUGUCACUGCUAUUGCCAAAGAAUGCAACUAUGGCUCUUUCCCCCAAGCCGCAACAAGUACGCGCCAGAACCGACAAUGCUUCAGACUUACUACCACGCGAGGUAAGAUCAAUCACUGCCCCCCGAUUCAACGGGUUUGGUUUGCCUCCGAACCCGCGAGCGAUACAAAAUUCUCCCGCCUAUCAACAACCGAUGCAGAGACCGCAACCGUCUGCUGUGCUCCCAGAGCAACUAUCGCCAAACGUCAGACCUCCGCCACUGUCUUUGGACAUUCCCAGAUCUGCAGCCAGACCGGUUCCAAGACCACCUCUGAAGUCUCCCAUGAGAUCACCAGGAAUCCGUGCGCCCCUGCCAAAUGCAGGUGCAAUACCGUCCACGCGACCACAGCGGGGUGCGCCAUCCCCGAGGGCACUUCAGGCUCAUGCCGACACAGGCGGAGAAGGAUGUGUUUACGAGCAAUCAGCUUGGACCCCGCUAGGCUCGAGAUCCAGGGAUUCUUUUCUGAACUACUACGCCAGCCCGGAGGCCGGCGUGACUACUCCGCCAAUCCCGAUUGAGGGUCGUCCUUCUCAGUCAAGGGGUGUAUCUCACGGACGAAGAGCGGCACCCUCGAAAAUCAAGAUCCCUGAUUCAAGCAGCCUGAGACCGAUUGCACAAAGAGAGUCCGCUGGCUCAGAUACUUCGUUCGAAAGCACAGAUCUCGAAGAACCCGCUCGACCGCAUAAAGACCACAAGAAAUUCUCUGCGGGACGUGACAGGUCCUUCGCCCAAAGCUCAUCACCAAUCGCAGACCUACGCUAUCCCAAGAUCCCAAGGAGCACGAAUCAGACGAUUCCUCAAUCACUUCCCUCCAUGCUGGCAUCCCCGACAAAUCAACAGUCUUCUAGCAAUCGGACGCUGCCGAAGCCGUCACCACACGUCUAUCGUGCUUACUCGCCGAAUCCGCAGAAGCAAGAGGAGGAAUGGCCGCUCAAAAGCCCGGUGACGCCCAUCCGUCCGAUUAACACUGCAAGCCCGUCCCUCAGCGGCUCCACGCUCGCAGCGAAACGCAGAGGCAGUAGCGCGGCGCAAAGUCUUGAUCUCCGGCUGGAAAUCCCAGGCACCAACUUUGUCCCUGCAAAGGCCGUUUCGAAGCCACUCGAGCAUCGGAAGGAACGAUCUCGCAAUGCUCAAAAAGUGAACUACCGGGACCAUCCCUCGGUCGGCCACGGUCAAGCCGUUCGCAACAGUCCGCGGUCGCUCAAAGUCACAUCCAACACGGCCCAGUACACUCCACAUUCACUGCCACCGCGGAAGUCCAGCUUCGAAGACCCAGGGUGGAGGUCCAAGAUGACACCGGAGAAGAGAGGGGACGAUUUGUUCUUGCAGGUUGGCGUUGCUACGCCCAUGAACACUACAUUUGACGUGUAAUCACCAAGGGCAGGAGGAGAGGUGUACAAGAGGUUUCUGGUGCGAUUGUAGCUGGACGACAUGAUGAUACUGUAUUAUAUGACCAUUGACGAGGAGUGUAUGAUAGUCGAGGACAUUAGAACAAGAGUGAUAUGAAUGC